CAGGCAGAAUUGGCCCAGCUACUUCCCAUCUAUUCUCUGCUUGCCAAUAAUAAGACACAAAAUUGACAGGCACUGGAAUUGGAAGUUGGCAUCCAUAGCCACUACACAGGAUGGAGCUAAGGAGAUGGAGUUAAAAUGUUUGAAUUUUGCAAGUUCCACACCAGAUCCAAGAGAGCUAUAGGAGGAGUUCCAGUAUAAGCCAAAGUUGCUGAUAUGUGUUCAAGAUGAGUGGGAUGGGAGAAAAUCCCUCUGACCCUAGCAGGGCAGAGCCACGGAAACGCAAGGAAAGCAUCGAUCAGCUUGGGCCCAGUCCAAAGCGGAGCACUGAGAAGCGGAACAGAGAGCAGGAGAAUAAAUAUAUAGAGGAGCUGGCAGAGCUAAUUUUCGCAAACUUCAACGACAUUGACAACCUAAACUUUAAACCUGACAAAUGUGCAAUUUUGAAGGAAACUGUGAAGCAAAUUCGCCAGAUCAAAGAACAUGAAAAAACAGCAGCUGCAAAUGAGGAUGAAGUUCAGAAGGCUGACGUGUCCUCAACAGGCCAAAGUGUCAUAGACAAGGAUGCGCUUGGACCAAUGAUGCUUGAGGCCUUGGAUGGGUUCUUUUUUGUGGUGAACCGCGAAGGGAACGUGGUGUUUGUUUCUGAGAAUGUGACCCAAUAUCUCCGCUACAACCAGGAAGAACUGAUGAAUACAAGUGUGUACAGCAUUUUGCAUGUGGGAGAUCACAGCGAGUUCAUCAAAAACCUGCUGCCAAAGUCUAUAGUAAAUGGGGGGCCUAGGCGAAAUAGCCAUACCUUUAACUGCCGUAUGCUGGUGAAGCCAAUGAUGGAAUGCGAGGAGGAAGGUCACGAUGGUCAGGAAACGCAUCAGAAAUAUGAAACUAUGCAGUGUUUUGCUGUAUCCCAACCAAAGUCAAUUAAAGAAGAAGGUGAAGAUUUCCAGUCUUGUUUGAUUUGCGUGGCCAGAAGAGUUCCAAUGAAAGAGAGGCCAGUACCUCCUCCAUCUGAGAGCUUCACAACACGUCAGGAUUUGCAAGGCAAAAUAACUUCUCUGGACACGACCAACAUGAGGGCGCUAAUGAGACCAGGAUGGGAGGACUUGGUACGGCGGUGCAUCCAGAGAUUUCAUUCCCAGCACGAUGGAGAAAUAUCUUACAGUAAAAGACAUCACCAAGAAGUUCUCAGGCAGGGCCAUGCGACCAGUCCUUUCUACCGCUUUGCUUUGUCGGACGGCACGACUGUUCUGGCCCACACAAAGAGCAAGCUUAUGCGUUCACAGACAACUAAUGAACCGCAGCUUGUGUUAUCUCUACAUGUGCUUCAAAGAGAACAGAACAUGUGUGGAUUGAAUCAGGACUUGGCUGGGCAAGCAAUGGGAAAGACAUUAAAUCCAGUUCAGUCCAGCAGUCCAGCUCAUCAAGCAAUGUACGGAGGCAAUCCAGGUCAGGAUACGACCAUAAGUAGCAAUAUGAAUUAUGCCAUAACUGGCCCAAAGGAACAAAUGGGCAUGGCAGCUGGCAGGUUUGUUGGUUCUGGUGGAAUGAACCAUAUCUCCAGUUUGCAAGCAACCACUCCUCAGGGUAAUAACUAUGCACUUAAAAUAAAUAGCCCAUCACAGGGAAGUCCUGGCAUGGGCCAGGGGCAGCCUAAUUCUAUGCUUUCACCAAGGCACCGUGUCAGCCCAGGAGUGGCAGGAAGUCCUCGGAUUGCACCCAGUCAGUUUUCCCCUGCAGGAAGUUUGCAUUCACCUGUAAGUGUUUGCAGUAGCACAGGAAAUAGCCAUAGUUACACCAACAGCUCUCUAAAUGCACUUCAGGCUCUCAGCGAGGGUCAUGGUGUCCCUCUUGCCCCCCCAUUGUCUUCACCUGAUCUCAAAGUUGGAAAUGUUCAGCAUUCGCCUGUCAACAUGAACCCUCCUCAGCUUAGAAAGAUGGGGAGCAUAGACUCUAAAGAAUCUUUUGGUCUGUAUGGGGAACAGCCUGAAAGUGCAGCUGGACAGGGGGAGUCCGGCUGCCAUUCAAAUGAGCAGAAAGACUGCAGUGAAAACCUGUCAUCUGUUGGUGACCAAACGGAAGGACAAAGCAGAUUGCUUGAUAGCAAAGGUCAGCAAAAACUGUUGAAAUUGCUCACCACCAAAUCUGACCAGAUGGAGCCAUCGCCGCUACCUAGUAAUACUUUGGGAGACAUGAACAAAGACUCCUUGUCAAAUUUUGCAUCAAACAGUAUGUCUGCCUCAGCACAUGGAACCUCACUGAAAGAGAAGCAUAAAAUUUUGCACAGACUCCUUCAGGACAGUAGUUCUCCUGUUGACUUGGCCAAGCUUACAGCUGAGGCCACCGGGAAAGAGCUGAGCCAGGAGUCCAACAGCACAGGCCCUGGUUCAGAGGUUACUAUAAAGCAGGAACCAGUGAGCCCCAAGAAAAAAGAGCAUGCACUACUUCGCUACUUAUUGGAUAAGGAUGAUACUAAGGAUAAUGUAGCAGAUAUCACACCCAAGCUGGAGCGACCAGAUGUCAAGGUGGAGCCUACCAGCUGUCCCAAAUUAUUAUCUGUCAAAGCGGAGAAGGAGGAGCCAAGCUUUGGACACAGUGACCAGCUUAUGCCUCCUGGCUCUGAUUUGGAUAACCUGGAUGAAAUUCUGGACGACCUGCAGAACAGCCAGCUAAGCCAGCUUUUCCCAGACGCGCGGCAUGAUGGCAGCAACUCAGCUGAUAAACAAGCCAUCAUGAAUGACCUGAUGCAGCUGGCUGGUGAUAACAGCACGGGUCUCCCUGCGGGGGCCCACAAGCAGAGAAUGAUCCGGAUACAGCAGAACAAUGGUUUCAGUAGCCAACUGGCUGCACAGCUGGGGCGCUUGCCAAACCAGAGUUUACCACUGGACAUUAAUUUGCAAAGCCAAGUAAGUGCGGGAUCUUUUCCACCAAUGAGGAACAGCGCUCCUUACACUACUGUGUCUCAGUCUGUGGUGAUGAAUAACCAGGCAAUGAUGGGCAGUCAAGGCAAUGUCAGCAACAGUAGCCCAGGUAUAAUAGGUGUGAAUGGCCCGCGGCCAGCAUUAAAGCCAGGAGAUUGGGGCUCUCAGGCAUCUGCUGUGAGACCAGCAUGCCCAACCCCAAGCACUGCUAUAAACAGGCCGAUUCAGGACUUGACCCGCAGCCCAACAGCCAGCAUUCCCAUGAGGCCAGGCGGCCAGGUGUGCCCUAGGCAAGUGCUUCAGUCACCAGUAAUAAAUAUGGGGUCUUCUGAACUCGAUAUGAACAUUGGCGGACCUCAAUACACCCAACAGCAAGCACCCCCAAACCAAACCGCACCCUGGCCUGACAGUAUUUUGCCUAUUGAUCAACCCUCCUUCAACAAUCAAAACAGGCAGCCAUUUGGCAGUCCAGCAGAUGAUUUGAUUUGCCAACCGAUUGCAUCGCAGUCUCCUACAGACGAUGGGAACCUUCUGGACCAGCUGUACAUGGCCUUAAGAAACUUUGAUGGGCUAGAAGAGAUUGACAGAGCCCUUGGGAUCCCAGAGAUGGUUAGCCAGGGUCAGGCUGUCGAACAGGAAUCGUUUGUAAGCCCUGAAUCAAACUUAAUGAUGGAGCAAAAGCCGCCACUCUAUAACCAUGCAUAUGCAAAUCAGGGCCAGAUGGCUCAGAAUAGUUACACACCAAUGCAGGAUCCUGGCUUCAACCCUAUGGGCCAGCGUCCAAGCUAUGGAAUCCUGCGUAUGCAAAACAGGCCCGGGCUACGACCUACUGGAAUGGUGCAGAACCAGCCAAACCAGCUGAGACUCCAACUGCAGCACCGCCUUCAAGCGCAGAACCGGCAGCCAAUAAUGAACCCAAUAAACAAUGUCUCUAACAUGAACCUGGCUAUGAGGCCUGGAGUGCCAGGGCAGCUAAGAGAGCAGGGGCCGAUCAAUGCACAGAUGCUGGCACAGAGGCAGAGAGAGCUCUUGAGCCAACAUCUUCGCCAAAAGCAACUUCAGCAACAACAACAGCAGCAGCAACAGCAACAACAGCAAGUGCAACAGCACAGGGCCAUGAUGAUGAGAGGUCAAGGCCUGGCUAUGCCCCCUAACAUGGUGGGCUCUGGAGGCAUCCCUGCAUCAAUAAACAGCCCACGGAUCCCACAAGGCAAUACGCAGCAGUUUCCAUUUCCUCCGAACUACGGAAUGAGUCAACAGUCAGACCCAGGAUUCACUGGAGCAACAACCCCACAAAGUCCGAUCAUGUCACCUAGAAUGGGUCAUAUUCAGAGCCCCAUGAUGCAGCAGUCACAGGCCAGUCCUGCGUACCAGUCAGAGCUGAAUGGAUGGGCACAGGGGAAUCCAGCUGGAAACAGCAUGUUUUCACAACAGUCCCCUCCACAUUUUGGGCAACAAAGUGGCACCAGCAUGUACAACAGUAACAACAUGAACAUUAGUGUGUCAAUGGCAGCCAAUGGGAAUGGAAUGAACAGCAUGAAUCAGAUGACCGGGCAGAUCAACAUGACCUCAGUGACCUCUGUGCCUACAUCAGGGCUGUCUUCAAUGGGCCCAGAGCAGAAAUACUGCUGACCCAAAAGACUACAAAGUGUUUUUAUCUGCUGACCAUGUUCGCCAGCUGGAAGAGUGGUGUGGUCAGAAGAGCUUGGCCAGCUCCGUAGUGUUCUUAGAGACUGGCCCGGCAGCCAGCGAGCCCUGCUGGAGCGACUAGCAAAGCACUGUAAGCCUGAUCUGCCUCCCAAUUCUGAGCUGAAGCAGUUGUCAGAGGAACAGCGCCCUCACCUGGCAGUCCGAAGCUAGAAAACCCAACAGGCGUCCCCGUCUGUUCACUGCAUUCACCUUAGUGCAACUUAGAUACCUUCUGCGGCGUCAUUAUGGACAGGCAAAUGUAACUGAACUCUCUGAAAAUGAAUGUAUUUAAUUGUAUGUAUUUAAAGACGACUAUGCUCUUUACUGUUUCAAUUCCUCACUUGACUUCACGAGUUGUUGACACUGGCUUCUGACCUCAUGGCCCUUGAGCGGUCGGCCCAGUAAAUACUGGCGCUGUCGUCUCACUCUUGGUUUUUUUUAUUUGUUUUUUUUCUACUUCUUCUUUGAUUUGAUUGAGAAAAUACUAAUUUUUAUUUGCAGAAGGGGUGGAAGGCGAAAGCCAGUCUAAUACCCUGAUAGGCCAGAGCUAACUGUAUCAAAAGUCUUGCCUGCCAAUCGGAUUGGCCAGUUCACAGGCAAGCGUAUCCAACAUGGCGCUAAACUAGAAUGGAAUGAUGUGAGUUUGUUUCUUUGUUCUACUAGUCAGGGAUAGCAGGGCAGUGUGUAACGUGACGUAGCGUCCGUAAACCUUCAAAUGUGCGGAUCCCCCACCCCUCCUUCUGCUGCAGUCCAAAUGCUUUGCUGUGUGUUACUUAUUUCUGAAUGUGAAAUUCUGUUCUUGAGAUGCAGGUAGAGAACUGCCAGUUGUCAUUCAGUUCGAGUGCCGCGCUUCUGUUUGAGACCAGGGGCACGGCUACUGCAGGUUGGCGGCUGGCGAUGGAUGGAAUACCCAGCCUGGUGGCGCAGCGAGUGUGCAGUACGCCCCUGUGCCAUUGCCGCCGCCACACCACCUGCCUGUACAUUACUUUAUUUACUGGAAGGCAAUCCAAUUCCAACUUUUACACUUAAUUUCAGUUCUUUGCAUUUGUUUUUCCAAUAACAGGGUGGAAAUAUUUUUUAUGGUACAUACAAUAUAGCUUCUGUAUAAACAAGCAAUAAUUUAAGUUGAAAAAAAGAGUUUUAUUUGUGAUUUUGUUUUGUAAAAAUGUGGUGUCAAUUAAAAAAA
Molecule: messenger RNA, 5790 nt
Organism: Xenopus tropicalis (tropical clawed frog)
Lineage: Eukaryota; Metazoa; Chordata; Amphibia; Anura; Pipidae
Gene: ncoa2
Product: nuclear receptor coactivator 2
Biological process (GO): regulation of DNA-templated transcription; positive regulation of DNA-templated transcription
Cellular component (GO): nucleus
Molecular function (GO): transcription coactivator activity; protein dimerization activity; nuclear receptor binding
Source: RefSeq, marked provisional